AAACGAACAAAAUUUAAGAGUGCUAAACAAAUUUCAGUCGUAAAAGAGCAAGACCACUGUGAAGCAAAAUUCCUCAACCUGAAAAUGGAGAAGUUCAAAUUCAAAUGAAGCAAAGAACCAUUCAUUGGACCUGAGAUGACGAAGAAUAGAUUGAAGGUAGGUCAGCGGAAACUGGAUGCAAGAGUCAAGAUGGAGCAGCAAGCAGAUGCAUCAGCAGUGAAGACUUUAUUAUGGCUAGAGCUGUACCCUUCCAAAUUCCUACAAAACCUUUCAGAAAUGUGA
This is a messenger RNA of Pocillopora meandrina, 282 nucleotides long. The record is from the annotation of a GenBank genome assembly. Lineage: Eukaryota; Metazoa; Cnidaria; Anthozoa; Scleractinia; Pocilloporidae.